Messenger RNA from Ipomoea nil (Japanese morning glory), 876 nucleotides. RefSeq lists its product as uncharacterized. The coding region runs from base 1 to 876 and encodes 291 amino acids. NCBI's taxonomy places the organism in Eukaryota, Viridiplantae, Streptophyta, Magnoliopsida, Solanales, Convolvulaceae. The record is from RefSeq and is a predicted model, not a curated record. The transcript has 2 exons.
AUGAUGAGUAUGUUGCUCAUAUCGCAGUUGCAAAGUGAGGAGGGGAUCAAGCAAGUGACUGGGAGGUUGGAUCAAUUGAGUACCCACAAUACGAUGCUAGAGAAUCAACUUGCCAAUCAAGCCUCUACAUCUUGCACCAAAGUAACAGGAAAGUUGCCCGCUUGCCCCGAAAAUCCUAGAGAACAUGUCAAUGCAAUUGUUACCAGGAGUGGAAAUGUACUUGGAGAACCAUCUCUUCCAAUCAAAACAUCAACUUCAAAUAAAAGUGUUGAUGUAGAGAUUGAGGAGAAACUUGAAGAGGAAGAAGUUGAACCGGCUGUCUUGACACCAAAGUCACAAAGUCAUGAUGAGGUAGAGAAGCUCGUGAGAAUGUAUGAACCACCAUUAUUGCCCUUUCCUCAAAAAUUUCAAAAGCAAGUUAAAGAGAAAGUUCCAUCUCAUGGAAAAUUUUUGAUGGACAUUCUUGCUAAGAAGAAGAAAUUUGGUGAUCAUGAGAUGGUGGCUAUGGCACAAGAGUAUAGGGCUUUGGCACGCAGUGAAAAUAGGAGCAUAUUGAAGCAUAGAGAUCUGGGAAGAUUCACAAUCCCAUGUUUUAUUGGAGGUCAUAUGAUCAAAAGAUCCCUUUGUGAUCUUGGAGCUAGUGUCAAUGUUAUGCCUUUAUCACUUUGCAAAAAGUUGAAUUUGGGAGAGCCUAAACCGAUCCAACUUACAUUGACAUUUGCGGAUCAAUCUACUACAAGUCCUAUUGGAAUUCUUGAAGAUGUUCCAGUUUGGGUAGAUACGUAUUGUGUGCCUUGUGACUUCAUUGUGAUAGAUGCCUCGAAGAAUCCUGAUGUUCCAAUCAUUUUGGGGAGACCAGGAAAAAGUAGAAGUUAA